This is a messenger RNA of Boeremia exigua, 2402 nucleotides long. RefSeq lists its product as uncharacterized. Bases 171 to 2048 code for a protein of 625 amino acids. Lineage: Eukaryota; Fungi; Ascomycota; Dothideomycetes; Pleosporales; Didymellaceae. The record is from RefSeq and is a predicted model, not a curated record. The transcript has a single exon.
AGUGUUUGUACACAAUCUGCUGAAAUUGCAAACAAUGAGUCUCAAUGCGCAGGCAGACUCUUCUCUUCAACGUUACAUCCAUUGUUUUCUUAACCUGGUGUUUGGGUUUCCCAACGCCGCGGUUGUCCAUUCUUUGAACUCCCGCUUUCGUCCCACGUACCACCAACACAAUGGCGAGCGCGGAAGCUACAACAAAUCGCGACAUCGUAUCACUGAUCUUGCAUCAUCUUGCGGGUAUUAUCGACAGGCAUCGGCACCAACCAAGCCUCGAUCAUCCUGUGGAGCUCCUGGAACUUCGACAUUCGCUGUUACCGGCCAUUCUUGUUAAUAGCCUCUGGGCUGACGCAGCUACCUCUGUUGCCUGGAAGCAGAACCCUAAUCUUUCGGCCUUUAAAUGGAUGCAACAUGAUCGACGACAAUUAUACGCAAACAAAGUCGAACAGUUGCAACUCUCUGACCCACAAGAUGAAAGCGACGAUGAAUAUGAGUUUCUCAAAGACCUUGCAUGGCCAAAUCUGAAGAGCUUGGAGUUGGAUCUCGAUUGGCGAUCGCACCAACACAACCUCCGAGGACUGUUGCAUGCCGACUUGGAGAGUCUGGCAGUGACCGGACUGCAGUCUGGUGGGUCAGCAUAUGUUGCGCAGGUAACACUGCCAGCUUUGUUCGGUCCCUGUCAAAAUUUGAGGCGGAUUCAGUUUGGACCGGAUACAUUCGGCUCUCAGGAUCCAGUGCACGCAAGUUUUCUUGCAUGCCAUCUGGAUACGCUCCCUAAUCUGGAGGAGGUUGAUGUCUUGAUGAGCGGAAUCGUUGGCAAAGACCUCCUGUUCGGCCAUCUCAGCAAACGUCAAGGCCUGAAAUCCCUGGCCAUUGAUCUUGACCCUGGUUUGCGAACAUUGCCUCUUUUCUCAGGCCCAAGUGCGCUGCAAAAGCCAUUCUCAGCCCUGGAGCGUCUACAAAUCGUCUGUGACCCAGAGAUCGCACUUGCCCUUCCGUCCCAUCUUUUUUCCCUAAAGGAAUUGCGACUUGCUGUCGAACGCCAGCCAAGUGGCGAACUUCGUUUGUCUGACCUCAGCAUCUUAGAUGAUGUUGUAACUUCUCUCCUCGCAUGUCCGAACUUGGAAUUGCUCGAAGUCAACAUCGGCAACCUCGCGGUGGGCUUUCCUACAGCACAUCUGAAUCUCCUGGCAAGUGGCGCAGCUUUGGUCAAACUAGCCGCUUGCUGUCCCAAGUUGCGAAGCAUCGAUCUCGCGGCCCUCGAUCCCUCUUCUAUUGAUGGCUCGGGCAUAUCAAGUGCACAUUUCGAGGAACUCUGCAAAGGACUACCAAAUCUCGAAGAAUUGAGCUUGAAACUACAUCCAACAACUGCGACCAUACUGCAAACAACUGCUCUACCAAGUCUAGCGCGGUAUUGUCCAAAACUUCAAAUCCUUCGCAUAGGUGUACCCUUGCAGCUUCCCGUUCUGCCACUUUACGGCGGAGUUUCGCAACCGGUGGCCCGUAGCGACAUCAUCACCCCUACCCAGACAAAAUAUGACCAAAGACCAGACUCUCCUCAGGCUAUGUCGAGCACGAUCAAACUAGUUGCGGCCAUUGACACGCCAUCCGCAAGUCCUGCUACUACUUCUAUCCCGUUGUUUCCCAACCUGACCCAACUAUCUUUUGCCCGCCCAGAAACUCUUCUCAGCAGAGGGUCUAACAUCACGCUCGCCGCCGAAGAAGAUUUGAUCCACGCCUGGGCCCAGUCUCUUUUUACGCAUUUUCCUCUUCUUGAACAACUCGACGCUUGGGGUGAAUUUUCAGGACGCAACCGCCGCUCAAUGUCAUACAUCCUUCCCAUGGAAGACAUCCUCGAAACUACAUGGGGAUUCUUGAGCGGUGUUGAACAGUCGCUCUGGCAAGAUGGAGACGAAGAGGAGGGAGAGGCGGAUGACUUCAGUCCAGCUUCUUUUGGCCAAGACGCUUACGUGCUGAGCCCGGGCCCGUUCGAGAGACUGGUGGUGAGCGAUUGGGAGAUGGCAAGCCAAAUGGAAGAGUUUCCAGUGCGUUGAGGCUGAUUAAUAAGGGAAGAGAGAGCGAGUUUCAAGAGAGGCGCAGUCUCGACGAGAUCAGCAUGGAAUCAAAAGAUUGAUUUCGGCUACGACGGCGAACGUAGUGAGGUCCAUCCUCCCAGUCCAGCCGAUCAUACAACCAUCAGCACCAAUCCCUCACGCUACCGGCUCUGCUCUUUUCCAGCGCAUAUAGGGCGGUGUCAGAUGGUAUGACGCUAUUCGAUCUACAGGGCCUGGUCUCGAUAGAGACUACGAGCAGCAUACUUGUGAGAGGUACGAGCUAGCAGAGCAUCUUUCUAGCCAGCUUGCUUUUCCGAACGUAGAGAGAGGCCUAACAACAUUGCAAGCGGUAUA